Solanum stenotomum is the source of this 884-nucleotide messenger RNA. RefSeq lists its product as uncharacterized. The transcript is spliced from 5 exons. Bases 174 to 755 code for a protein of 193 amino acids. NCBI's taxonomy places the organism in Eukaryota, Viridiplantae, Streptophyta, Magnoliopsida, Solanales, Solanaceae. The record is from RefSeq and is a predicted model, not a curated record.
AGUAGACUUUGCCCAUUCCGCAAGUUAAUCACUCUGAACUGAAGACAGUUCUAGGCAAAUUAGCUUAAUUCUCUCUUGCCAAAGUUAAUAUACGAAGAAACAAAGCCCAAUUCUCCUAAAUUUUGAUAAUUCUUAGUAUUUUUUUAUUUUUUUUUGCGAAUUUGCUGGAAGCCAUGUACAUGUACAGAGGUUUGCAGCGGUUUAGAACCUCUGGUUCAUCAAUUGUUAAUCGUCUAACAGUGCCUCAGUUGAAAAGAAAAGCUUCUAAUUCAUGGUCUGCUAUUCAGGACACUUUUUAUUCAACAAAGGAUGUAUUUGAGAGGCAUAAGGUGGUGUUCACAAUCUCGACUUCAAUAGCAUCAGUUGCUACAGCAUGGUUCGGUUAUACUUUACGACAUGUUCAUGAAUCGAGAGUUGACCAACGGCUUGAAUCUAUAGAGAAAGCUAUGAAGAAAGAUUAUCAAAUUGAAGAUCCUGAAUUUAAGAAGCUAGUGUCUGGAUCCAUUAGUAUUCCGGCUUGUGCUGCAACUGCUGGAACCGCACUAAUUCUCGGGUAUGGCUUGGGUUUUCGAGGUGGAAAAUGGUACGCAAACAGAAAUUUUAGAAGAGAACAGAUGAAAUUGUUGGGACAAAUAAAACCUAAAAGAUGGCCACUCAGGUUUUUACGACGACCACUAAUAAGGUCUAAAUCGCCAGAAAAUCUUGUUACAGCAUCAGAAACAUUACCUAAGGGUGCAUCUACUUCCCACAGCUGAGGAUAAUCCCCUAACUUGCUGACAAAAUGAGGUCCAAUGGCUAUUUUUUUUUGGUUCUGUCGAAAUUACUGCUAGUACAGAAAAGCCGUAUAGUUUACCAAAUGUUGAUAACCAUAUUAUUGUUUAUAA